AAAUAAAAUAUGAGAGAUAAGGCAAAGUAGGUGACUACCAAAAAAAGAAACUAUAAUGAAAAAAAUUGUGAAGGAAGUUACUUGGCCACUCUGUCUAUAUUGUGACUCAAACGCACCCCAAACUAUGCAAUCAAUUAGUGUUUCUUUCUUCCAUCAUCUUCUUCCUAUAAUUUUUUAUCUCUAUCUAUGCUUCACAACAUCAACAACAAUAUUUGUAACAACGUUUUGGGUUCCUAAGGAUUGUGUUUUUGCAUGUUGGAGCAAAAUUUAGCAUCAUAGAUAAUAUGUUGUAUUGCAAUUGCAUGGCUUAGCUAGAUGAAUAUGAGAGGAACAAUGGGACACCGUUUGCCAGCAUCCAUUGAAGAUUUAUACAAGAGAAAAGUGCAAAGAAGUAAAACAAAAGAUGUAGAGAAGCCUUUCCACUUAUCUAUCCAAGAUAGGAGCUCAAGAUGCAAGUUUUCUUUUUUAAAACUUAUCUUAGUGGUAACCAUUUCUGCCACUUUUGUAAUGCUCCUAUACUCUCCAGAAGUUUACAGUACCAGAAAUUUAUCAGGCUCUGGCUCAAGGUGGAUAUGGGGUGGCUCAGAUCCUCGGUACAUUUCAAAUAUAGAUACUGAUUGGGAUGAUAUAAUGAAAAUAACAGAGAAAAUGACAGGAAAGAAUGAAUUUCAAGGCAUCGGACUUGUAAAUUUCAACAACACUGAGAUUUCUAACUGGAAGCGUAAUUUUCAUGAUACCACACAUUUUGUUCUACAUCUGGAGCAUGCUGCAAACAACGUUACAUGGGAGUCUCUAUAUCCAGAAUGGAUUGAUGAAGAAGAAGAAACUGAAGUUCCUGUUUGUCCUUCUCUACCAAGUCUUGUAUCUCCUGGUACAAGACUCAAUCUCAUUGCUGUCAAGCUUCCUUGUAGGAAUGGAGACAACUGGUCUAGAGAUGUCGCUCGUUUGCACCUGCAGCUUGCAGCUGCUGGACUUGCUACCUCUUUCAAAGGAAAUUACCCCGUUUAUGUGCUCUUCAUUACCAACUGUUUUCCGAUACCAAAUCUGUUUACCUGCAAAGAACUAAUUGGACGUGAAGGAAAUGUAUGGUUAUACAGACCAAACUUGAGUAUUUUGAGAGAAAAGGUUCAGCUUCCAGUUGGCUCAUGUGAACUUGCACUUCCUAUGAGAGGCAAAGAACUGGUUUACAAUGGAAAUGCUCCAAGAGAAGCCUAUGCAACAAUUCUGCAUUCAGCUCAUGUUUAUGUCUGUGGAGCCAUAGCUGCAGCACAAAGCAUCCGAAUGUCAGGAUCGAGAAGAGACCUUGUAAUACUUGUUGAUGAGACAAUCAGUGAAUAUCACAAAAGUGGUUUGGAAGCAGCAGGGUGGAAGGUUAGAAAAAUCCAGAGGAUCAGAAACCCCAAAGCUGAAAAAGAUGCUUACAAUGAAUGGAACUACAGCAAAUUCAGGUUAUGGCAGUUGACAGAUUAUGACAAGAUAAUAUUUAUUGACGCAGAUUUGCUCAUACUCAGAAACAUAGAUUUUCUAUUUGGAAUGCCAGAAAUCACUGCUACCGGUAACAAUGCCACGCUUUUCAACUCAGGUGUCAUGGUGGUGGAGCCAUCAAACUGCACAUUUCAGCUCCUGAUGGAUCAUAUUAAUGAGAUUGAGUCCUACAAUGGAGGGGACCAAGGGUAUUUGAAUGAAAUAUUUACAUGGUGGCACAGGAUACCAAGACACAUGAACUUCUUGAAGCAUUUUUGGAUUGGUGAUGAGGAAGAGAAGAAGCAAAUGAAAACCAUGUUGUUUGGUGCUGAGCCACCAAUUCUUUACGUGCUUCACUAUCUAGGUUUGAAGCCAUGGUUAUGCUUCAGGGACUAUGAUUGUAACUGGAAUUUUGAUAUAUUUCAUGAGUUUGCAAGUGAUGUAGCACAUGCAAAGUGGUGGAAGGUGCAUGAUGCAAUGCCUGAGCUUUUACAGCAGUUUUGUCUGUUGCAGUCAAAGCAGAAGGCACAAUUGGAGUGGGAUCGGAGCCAAGCUGAAAUAGCAAACUACACAGACGGGCAUUGGCGAAUCAAAGUUAAAGAUCACCGCUUGACGAAGUGUAUAGAUAAUCUGUGUGACUGGAAAAGCAUGUUGCGGCAUUGGGGAGAGAGUAACUGGACAGAUGAUGAGUUUUUUACUCCAACACCUCCCACAGUUGCCACAUCAUCUCUUUCUGCGUUAUGAGCUGUCAGAUUCAAGUUUUCAACUUUUCUUGCCUACCAUAUCUUUCAUAACAAAAAACAACAACAAAACUUUAUCCCACUCAAUGGGGUCGGCAUUAGAAAAAAUGGAUAAAGGAGAAAAAAAAUCCCAGUACACAUUUUUAUGCUUAAAAAUGGUCUAUUCUCAAAGCUUUAUUCCGAUCAUAUGGACAUAGAUUUCACCACAAUUCAAUUUUUGAGGAAUUUCCCUGAAUGAAUUAAUAAUGUAUGACUC
Messenger RNA from Trifolium pratense (red clover), 2460 nucleotides. RefSeq names its product UDP-glucuronate:xylan alpha-glucuronosyltransferase 1-like. The transcript has 5 exons. The record is from RefSeq and is a predicted model, not a curated record. Gene Ontology annotation, biological process: xylan biosynthetic process. Gene Ontology annotation, molecular function: glycosyltransferase activity. Lineage: Eukaryota; Viridiplantae; Streptophyta; Magnoliopsida; Fabales; Fabaceae. Bases 316 to 2208 code for a protein of 630 amino acids.